AUGGAAGAUCACCUCGCAAACUAUUUAAUGAUGUUGAUUGGCCAUAUUGUAAACCUUAUGUAUAAAGGAAAUGAGUCGCCGUCUGACCGAACAAGGUUGAAAGAUCAGGUGGACGAGUGGUAUGUUACCACCACAGAAGAAUUCCGUGGUAUAGCGUAUGGCGAGGUAUCCGAGAGUGGAUUUCAGAAAUUUUUCUUCCCAGUUCCUGCCUCAGCUGCUGCAAUUAUAUCGUUUCAUGCGGCCCAGAUUCUGCUUUCUGCAGAAGAGGACACAUUCAGCCCGCCGGCUAGUUUUUCGAAUAUCAAGGUCCAGGAGCAUGCUAAAUCUAUCAUCAAUAUUGCCUCUUCGGAGCUACCUGCCAGCGCUCGUUGCUUUGCCAUUACACCAAUAUAUAUUGCUAACAGCCCCAAGCGGAGAGGGAAAUUGGAUAUUGUACCCAAGACAAAAUACGAUCUUUGGAACAAAUGA
Penicillium odoratum is the source of this 468-nucleotide messenger RNA. RefSeq lists its product as uncharacterized. Lineage: Eukaryota; Fungi; Ascomycota; Eurotiomycetes; Eurotiales; Aspergillaceae. The coding region runs from base 1 to 468 and encodes 155 amino acids. The record is from RefSeq and is a predicted model, not a curated record. The transcript has 5 exons.